Molecule: messenger RNA, 637 nt
Organism: Nanorana parkeri
Lineage: Eukaryota; Metazoa; Chordata; Amphibia; Anura; Dicroglossidae
Product: ATP-dependent RNA helicase DQX1-like
Exons: 2
Cellular component (GO): spliceosomal complex; intracellular anatomical structure
Molecular function (GO): RNA binding
Source: RefSeq, a predicted model, not a curated record
UGCUCUGUCCGGCAGGUUCUGCUGGGACUCUCUGCUGCUCCAGGAGCUGACCUCGGACCCUCUCAUGCGGACGGCCAGCGUGGUGAUUGUGGAUGAGGUUGAUGAGAGGACGGUGGCCUCGGACCUCCUGCUCGGCCUCCUGAAGGACAUUGUUCAGCAGAGGGCCGCCCUGCGCCUGGUGGUCAUGACAACGCCCGCUCUGCAGCCGCGCCUCCUGGAGUUCCUGGGGCCGGGCACAUGCGUGGUGACGGUUCCGGGCCGGGAUCAGGCGCCCAGCGUGGUGUACCGACCACCCCAGUCACAUGACCAGGUGAUGGCGGCGUGUCACAUGGUCCUGGACAUCCACCGGAGGAACGAGCCCGGAGACGUGUCGGUGUUCCUGGCCAGCGAGGAGGAAGUAGAGCGAUGCUCUGCGGCUCUCCUCACUGAGUCCGUGUCCCUGAGCCCCAGUCUGGGGUCUCUGCUGCCGGUGGCUCUUCUCCCCAGUGCAGGCGCCUCCGUGCAGAACAUAUACGAGGCGACGCACAGCCAGUGUGACUACGAGCGCCACGUCUUCCUCACCCCCGCCGUGGCCGAGCUCUCCUUCUCCGUGGCCGGGAUACGAUUCGUCAUCGAUACCGGGAGCGAGGUGACAUCU